Messenger RNA from Frankliniella occidentalis (western flower thrips), 302 nucleotides. RefSeq lists its product as uncharacterized. NCBI's taxonomy places the organism in Eukaryota, Metazoa, Arthropoda, Insecta, Thysanoptera, Thripidae. The record is from RefSeq and is a predicted model, not a curated record.
GUGUGUGCGAGUGCCGCCGCUCGGGAGCCGGGCCGCGCGGCGGAAGGCGAGGCGAGGCGCAACGAACUCCUCCGGUGCCUCCGGUGUACCAAAACACUCGGCCGCCUCUCGCGACCGCGCUCGCUCCCCCCUGUGAUGUGAGCGGGGCCACACCGGCUGCGCACUGCGCCCGCGCCCCCCAGAGGACGACUAACCUCACCUCUCCUCACCGACGCCGCCAUGGAGGCCCGCUCGGCAGUCGUCUGCAUCCUGGUGCUGCUGGCCGGCGCGGCACAGACCAAACACGAGCAGGCCGGAGGUGA